Aspergillus melleus is the source of this 2301-nucleotide messenger RNA. Its product is annotated as 6-phosphofructokinase, alpha subunit. Gene Ontology annotation, biological process: fructose 6-phosphate metabolic process; canonical glycolysis; fructose 1,6-bisphosphate metabolic process. Bases 1 to 2301 code for a protein of 766 amino acids. Gene Ontology annotation, molecular function: identical protein binding; ATP binding; monosaccharide binding. The transcript is spliced from 3 exons. The record is from RefSeq and is a predicted model, not a curated record. NCBI's taxonomy places the organism in Eukaryota, Fungi, Ascomycota, Eurotiomycetes, Eurotiales, Aspergillaceae. Gene Ontology annotation, cellular component: 6-phosphofructokinase complex; mitochondrion; cytoplasm.
AUGCCCACCCGUAAUAUCGGUAUCCUCACCUCCGGCGGCGAUGCCCCCGGCAUGAACGCCGCCAUCCGCGCCGUCGUCCGCACCGCCAUCCGCUUCUCCUGCACCCCCUACGCCAUCCACGAAGGCUACGACGGCCUAAUCACCGGUGGACCCGCUAGCAUUCACCCUCUCGUCUGGGAAGACGUGCGCGGUUACCUCCCCCGAGGAGGCACCUUGAUCGGAUCUGUGCGAUGCAAACCCUUCAUGCAGCGCGAGGGGCGUCUACAGGCAGCCAAGAACCUGAUUCUCAACGCGAUCGACGCGCUGGUGAUCUGCGGCGGAGACGGCAGCUUAACAGGAGCAGAUGUCUUUCGCGGCGAGUGGUCGGGUCUACUGGCCGAACUAGUGGAGGAGGGCGAAUUGGAACCUGAGCAGGUCAAGGGUCAUGAGAAUCUAAGUGUCGUGGGUCUGUUGGGUUCCAUUGAUAAUGAUUUUUCGGGCACGGAUGCUACGAUCGGUUGUUAUUCGGCGUUGACGAGGAUCUGCGAGGCCGUGGAUGAUGUCUUUGAUACGGCGAGCUCCCAUCGCAGGGGAUUUGUGAUUGAGGUGAUGGGUAGGCAUUGUGGAUGGUUGGCGCUCAUGGCCGCUAUUGCUACCGGGGCCGAUUGGUUGUUUAUUCCGGAGAGACCACCGAGGCAGGGCUGGGAGGACGAUAUGUGUGAGAUUAUUAUGAAGAAUCGAAACCGUGGCAAACGACGCACCAUUGUCAUCAUGGCUGAAGGUGCCCAGGAUCAUAAUUUGCAGCGCAUUUCCUCCGAAAUGGUCAAAAACGUCCUCAGUAGCCGGUUGGAUCUCGACACGCGUGUUACCGUGCUUGGUCAUAUUCAGCGCGGUGGCAGUCCCUGCGCCUACGACCGUUGGCUCGCCACCCUGCAGGGCAUUGAGGCCGUCAAAGCGGUGCUUGAUAUGACGCCCGACUCUCCGUCGCCAGUCGUGACAAUUCAGGAGGCGCGGAUUAAAACCUCCUCGUUGGCUGAGACGGUGGCUCUCACUAAAGAGGCCAAUGCGAGUCUGCAGGCAAAGGACUUUGACAAAGCGAUGCAGCUGCGAGAUCCCGAGUUCAUGGAACAUCACCGGGCAUAUCGACGACUGAGCACGGCAGAUCAUCCGCGUACGAUGCUGCCAGAGGAGAAGAGGAUGCGCAUCGCCAUCGUUCACGUCGGAAAUCCCGCCGCUGGCAUGAACGCCGCCACGCGCGCUGCCGUUGCCUACUGCCUGACCAAAGGACACACUCCCAUCGCUAUCCACAAUGGCUUCCCUGGUCUCUGUCGUCACCACGCCGACACGCCCGUCUCCAGCGUGCGAGUCCUACGUUGGGAAGACUGCGAAGACUGGAUCACCGACGGCGGCUCAGAUAUCGGCACGAACAUCGGCCUGCCCGAUGCUGACCUACCCACCACCGCACGUUGCUUCGAAUCGCACUCCUUCGACGCCCUUCUCGUCAUCGGCGGCCCCGAAGCCCACGCUGCAAUCCACCAACUCCGCGCCGCCAGAUCCACCUACCCAUCCUUCCGCAUUCCCAUGAUCCUCCUCCCCGCCAGCAUGGCCAACAACGUCCCCGGAACCGAGUACAGUCUCGGCUGCGACACCAGUCUCAACACCCUCGUCUACUUCUGCGACGUCCUCCGACAAUCUGCUUCCUCGUCUCGGCGCCGCGUGUUCGUCGUCGAAGCCCAAGGCUCCGGCGUGUCCCUUCCGGAACAAGAACCCAACUCCGCAUACCUCGCCACAGCAGCCGCCCUGACCGCCGGCGCCAUGACUGUCUACACACCCACAAACCCAGUCACCCUCGAUCGCCUCUCCAACGAUAUCUCGUACCUCCGCUCCCAAUUCGCAAAUGAGCACGGCGCGCCCCGAGCCGGCAAACUGAUCAUUCGCACUGAAAACACCUCCCCGCAAUACAGCACCGACAUGAUCGCGCGGAUCAUUCAAGACGAGGCUCAUGGACGGUUUGAGGCGAAGGGCGUCGUGCCGGGACAUUUCCAACAGGGCGGGAAGGUCUCCCCGAUUGAUCGUAUCAGGGCGUUCCGGUUGGCUGUUAAAUGUAUGGAGUUCCUUGAGGGAUGGGCUGGUCGACCUGUGGGUAUUGAUGGGGAGGGAGUCGCGCGGAUCGGGAUCAGAGGAAGUAGGGUUCUGUUGGAGGAAUUGGGCGAUAUUAAAGAUGGGAAUGGAAAUGGGAAUGGCGAGGGAGAUGCGGAGAAGAAGGCGUGGGAAGGAUUGCAGGAUGUGGUGGAUUUCUUGUCCGGCAGGGCUGUUCUGUAG